AGCUGUCAAUUGAGAAGCAACAGAAAGAAACCGGUGGACCUGACGUUUUCGAAGGCUCUGGAAACGAUCAUAUCUUCAGGGAGGCUAUAAAUUCAGCUUCGUUUCGAAUUCUCUCUCCCAUCUUCGUCUCUGUCACUCUGUAUAUCGGUAUCUUUCUCUCUCUCUCUCUCUCUCACGUACACACACGCACAUAGUUUCUAAAGGCGAGCCGGAGCUCCGGAUUGUCAAGCGGAUCCCGCCGUUUGUUAUCGGAUUCGGAUCGGCGACUGCACCGCUUGUCGUUCCCGAUUGAAAGUUCGUUAUUCUUUAAGAAAUUCAUAUAAUUAGUAGCCUGUUUUGAUCUGAAUGGCUUUAAUUUUGCGUUAAUUGUUCACAUCGUAGGUAAUUUGGUGCUGCAGUUUUUUAAUUCUGUGUGUUUGUGUUUGUGUGCUUAAGCGUUAGGCUUGUUUGAUAUGUUAUGGUGUUAAUGCUGAGCUUUUGAUUUCGCAGUAACGUAUUUUCAAUGAAUUGUGUUUAUGCUUCAUUUUUCUGUUGCUGUAUUGUUCAUCAUGCAUUGCGUGGAUGGAUUUGAUUUGGUGAAUGGUUUUAUGUUCCAUUUUGUGCUGUUUGAAUUUGUGUUGUUGGUUUUGUGAUGAUUUUUUACUGGUUGACUGUGACGAAUAUGGUUGUUGCUGCCGCUGAUGAUGAUGACGAUAAUCGAUAUGUUUGGUUUAGCUAAUUUUUGAAAGAAAUGUGAUGGCUGCUUUGGUUACUUCUUCUGGUAGAUAAUCUUUUCCGUGCAUGAAAUUUAUGUCCAGGAUGAGAUGCUAUGUGAGACCAUUGGUUUUCCUUUGGAAAGAAGCCAUGUCUAACUUUUUGUUUGUAAUUUCUACAUUUCGUUUAUUUAUGGAUUCAUCAUUAGUAUUACAGAGGGAGAGGAGGAAAAUAGAAAAUGGGUAGCUGUGGAACAUGAUGCAUUUGUUUUGUAUCAUAGGUGAUUCUACUCAACAGGGUCUUUUUUGUUUCUUUUUACUGACGGUGAACUUUUUUGGAUUGAGAAACUAGAAACAAAAUUAGGGCGGUGAAAUCUCUCUAUUAUUUGCCACUUGAUUUCAGCCAACUGUUGAAUAAUGACAUUCCCAAAUGGAUACGUGAUGUGACUGGGUUAUAGUAGGUCUUUUUUUAUUUGGACGAGGAUUUAUAGUAAUUGGAUAGCAAAUAGAGUUCAUGCUUGUGGGGUGAAAUGAAUGGCAAUUUGGUCCUUUGUUGUGGUUGUUCUAUAUAAGCUUCUGAAAUAGGCGUGUGAAGUUGUGAGUAUUGUCAGCCAUCAUCCCCUCUUUAUGGCCCGUGCAUCCCGUUUGGUGUACCUCAGCCUCUUGUUUCUGAAGCAGCUCUUGUUCAUCCAGGAAACACCAAGGUUAAUGUUGUUGGGCCUUCCUCCGGACCUUGGUUUCAGUUUCUGUUACUGAGGACGGGAAAACAUUACAGCUUGUGUUGAGUCUACGGCUUGGUUGCAGCUUGAGGCUUGUGGAUAUUUGUUAAAAUUUAAGGAGACUGCUUUAGCAAAUUACAUAAGAUAAUUAUCUUUGUUUUUAAUUGGGUUGCAUUGAAAGAUAGGGCAGCAUACUCUCUUGUAUCUGUACCAGAGGUGAAAUUUCCAACUCCAGAGUGUAUAUGCUGGUUUAUCAGGGUUCUGAUUGAGGGGUUUGAACAUCUUACCGGUAAAAAUGGUUCUUCAAAUCUCCAUCCAAAGAUAUCAGCGUAUAUUUCUAGUUUGAUCUUGUGGUCUCCUCUUUCUUGGCGCCUAUAUCCGUGUACUACCCCCAUUGUGAAUAUUCCGUACUGAAACCCUGCGUUGUCUCAUCUGCCCCCUUGUGCUAAUCUGAGCAUUUGUCUGCUCUUGAUUAUGAGUUUCAAAGCUUCAUUUCAUCCCUAAACAUGUUAUUAAAACCCAUCAAGUUGUAAGUAGGUUUGUAGAGACAUGAAUGACAAGAAUGGUGCUCCACUUAUCUGGUUAGGGACUUAGCCUUGCAUGGGUGCCGUGGUCCUUGAAGGAGAGUUAAUUUUCUCUAAAGGAAAUCAAGAGAUGAAAGUUGUGAUUCUUUUUGUGGUUCAUAACUCAACUACUUAGAUGAUGAGAGAACUCCACAAGUUUCAAGCAGUGACACUCAAAGUCUGACGGUAUAGAGUUUUUAAGAUUUUGCCGAUUGGGUAAGUUCAGUACUCGAAGCAGACAUGGUGGAUACUUUCCAUUUAAGGUUGGGGUGUCAAUUCGUCGUGCCCAGUAUAGUUGGAUUUGGUUCUGGGACUUCUUCAAGGAAUCAAGUGAUGCAAUGUUAUUGCUUACUUUCAACAGAUGGAAGCUCUGGAGUUCCCCAGCGCUGCAUUGUAGUUAUUGUUUGGGAUUCUUAUAGAUCUACUUGUUUUGAUGAAUCCUCCUCUUGGAGAAAUGCUGAUUGGAGCUGUUCAACCUUGCUUGGAUUUUGUUGUUGCUGAUUUCAAAUGUCUGCAGCAUUAUAGAAGAAAGCAGAGUUUCAUGGGGUGUUUGCCUGGCUUGAUCGGGUGACUAAUAUGCCCCUGAGGAUUAACCAUUGUUGCUAAAUAUUUUUGUACAUGCAGGUGCUUUAGGCCUUCUGCAAGCUUCUAAAUAUUAUCAUAUCAAUUUGGAGAUAAGCAGCAUAGAAUGGUUAGACUGAACAAAAUGGAGGAUGCCCAUUUGAAUCUAUCGUGCAUGCUCACUGUAGAUUCAAAAGUAGAAUCAAGGGAUACUGGAAAGGCCACUGAAUUGUUGGAGAGAGGACACAUGGAGUAUGGAUGUCCACACUACAGGCGAAGGUGCCGCAUUAGAGCUCCUUGCUGCAAUGAGAUUUUUGAUUGUCGCCAUUGUCAUAAUGAAGCAAAGAACAAUAUUAAUGUCGAUCAGAAGCAUAGGCAUGACAUACCACGGCAUCAAGUCAAAGAGGUGAUAUGUUCACUUUGCGGCGCUGAGCAAGAGGUUGGACAAGUUUGUGUUAACUGUGGUGUAUGCAUGGGGAAAUAUUUCUGUGGGACUUGCAAGCUAUUCGAUGAUGAUACAUCUAAGAGACAGUACCACUGCAAUGGAUGUGGAAUUUGCAGAAUCGGAGGGCGUGAGAAUUUCUUCCACUGCUACAAGUGUGGCUGCUGCUACUCAAUUAUGUUGAAAAACAGCCACCCUUGUGUGGAGGGAGCAAUGCAUCAUGACUGCCCUGUUUGCUUUGAGUUCUUAUUUGAAUCAACAAAUGAUGUUACGGUGAUGCUGUGUGGACACACUAUUCACAAGGAUUGCUUAAAAGAGAUGAGGGAGCAUUAUCAAUAUGCAUGCCCUCUUUGCUCCAAAUCAGUUUGUGAUAUGUCCAAGGUAUGGGAGAAAUAUGACAUGGAGAUUGCAGCUACACCAAUGCCUGAACCAUAUAAAAACAAAUUGGUCUGGAUCCUCUGCAACGACUGCGGGAAAAGCUCACAAGUGCAGUACCAUGUUGUGGCCCAGAAAUGCCUGAACUGUAAAUCCUACAACACUCGCCAAACGAGAGGCUGAGCUAGUUGGCUAUGGUUGCAUCAGAAUUGAUUUUGGCUUUGGCUAUUAUUGUGCAGCUACGUGUGUCACAAGACUCGCAACAAAGGGCUCCGUACACUCUUUUGACCACCUGGCUGUAUCAGUGACACAGGGAAUUGUGGUCCUGCGAUUGUCUUCUGUUGGGAACCUGUGGCUGAAUGCACCGUUGCGAUUCGCUUUUUGUUUCUGUGUUUCUUUUCCUCGUCUAUUUAUUUAUUUACUUUUGUAUGUAUGGUUUCCCCUUGUAAUUAAGCCAAGAGUAGCCAUGAUGAUUUCUCGAUUCAUCAUCUGGAUGGAUGAUCUCUUGUUUUCCUCUGUAAUCCUCUCUCUUUUGAUUCUCGAUUGCGUUUGGUUAUUUGAACAGUAUCCGCCACUCCGGCAAAGGCAUUCAAAUGAUAUCCACUCCUGCGAAGGAACCGGACCUCAGCUUCGGUUCACCUGUUUCUGCGUGGAUGGAGGAGUGGGUAUUUAAGAACGUUGACAUGUUUUGAGUCAAAGUGGAGGGAGUUGAUUUGGAAGAGGCACGAGUUGAUGUGGGAAAAGACAAUCGUACCCUUUUUUAGGCGCAGUUUUUUGCGUUCAACUCCUACGUCUGGGUCAUUGACCAUGGUUUUCCUAUAAACUCAUGUGAUUCGUGUAGUGGUUAUACGAUUUGGAAAUUGAUGAGGGCGUUGGCCUGCAGGUUUUCCCCACUAUGAAGAAGAUGAUUGUUGUUUGAAUUAGGGAAAAUGAAGAGACAAGAAAAGAGGUGCCUGACAGUACAGCAUUUUCAGUGAGAUUCUGAUUAACA
Molecule: messenger RNA, 4343 nt
Organism: Prunus mume (Japanese apricot)
Lineage: Eukaryota; Viridiplantae; Streptophyta; Magnoliopsida; Rosales; Rosaceae
Source: RefSeq, a predicted model, not a curated record